AGCUGCCACAAUGACAGAACUACCGCUCACUAUCAUUGACAUUUGACCUUUCAAGUCAACUAUGUCGUGAAUAACAGAAUGAACAUUCCCUCAAAAUGUCCGAAAGUACUCCUUAUACACAAACACCCAUUCUCAGAUCCGCAAGGACCAGCAUAACGCCUGGACUGAGUUUGAGAUCGGCUGGAAAGACAAGAUCCAUUAUUUUACCGACCAAUGAAGAUGAUUUGGUGGAGCAUUAUAUAGUUAUCCCUCCAGACGGAGGCUGGGGUUGGGUAAUUGUCUUCAUAGCGUUCAUCUGUAACUUCCUCAUCGAUGGAACGACGUAUACCUUCGGAAUAUUUCUCAACGACAUCAGCGAGAGUUUUGAAGUACACCCGACAAAAGUUGCUUUGGUCAAUUCUCUCAUGAGUGGAUUCUACUAUGUUAUAGGACCACUUGCUUGUGCCCUGUCGAACAGAUUUGGUUUCCGAUUCGUCGGCAUCAUAGGAGGCAUAAUGGCGGCCGCUUCCUUCAUAAUUUCCAGUUUGUUGACCGACUUCAUAUAUUUCCUGAUAAUCAUUGGAGUAUUAGCUGGAAUAGGCUUCAACAUGGUUUACACGCCCUGUAUGCUCAUCGUCGGGUUCUAUUUUGAGAAAUGGAGAGCACUUGCCACCGCUAUAUCGGUAACGGGAACAUCCAUUGGAAUCAUGGCUUUCCCUCAAAUCUUCAAUGAACUGUUGAGAGACUACCACUGGAGAUUCAAGUUUCAAAUUCUGACUGGAACGUGCAUUCUUCUCGCUCUGUUGGUCAUCACCUUCAAACCUAUAAAACCUACUAGAGUUUUAGAAGAAAAGAGAGUAUCCACGAGUCCUGCCGACAAUACAAUUGCUGAAGAAGAUUCCAUCGGGUCGUAUUACUUCGACCAGGAAAAUGAACCUUUCAGUAUAAGGAAGAUAUUCCAGCAACUGCAGAAUAAAUUCUUUCCGACUGUCCUGAACUAUUCUUCAGAAACGGGCGUUUCGAGAAAUAUGAAAGAAGACGAUCGCUCUACGUUUCUUGUGAGCAUAGGCGGUGAUACCAGUGAAGAAAGUUUUACUACAAGUGUGUUUCGGAGCCAGAGAGAAAGUAUUGCCCCGUCAGUACGUGUACCGGAGAUGAAUGAAGUCGAAGAGGAAACGAGAGAAUGUUGUAGUUGCUGUAGAAAAUGUUGCCAACAUAUCUUCCAUGAUAAACAUGUCAACAGGCCUUUGUACAGGGACGACAUAUUCUACGGGGCAUCCUUAUACAAUUUACCGGAAUAUUCGAGAAUCAAAUCCAAAAUCACUCUGGUAUCUAACUAUUCAAUCCCAAUGAGUUACGCGAUGUCCGUAUCGAGAGUUGUAACGCAGAGAGACAUCGAAGAGAGCAAGAAGUGCGUCUGCUGUCCAGAAGCUGUCGUCAGAGUUCUGGUCACCAUGCUAGAUGUGAGGUUAUUCAAAUCAAUAGCAUUCGCCAUACUCACCUUAAGCGGAUUCCUCACUAUGGUGGGGUUGUACGUCCCUUUUGUCUUUAUCGUUCAAAGAGGGUUGGAAUUGAAAUUAACUCCGGAGUGGUGCACUAUGUUGCUCACUAUAAUGGGAAUAGCUAACGCGGUUGGGAGAGUUACUUGUGGCGCCAUCUCAUUUUUUCCGGCAAUAAAUGCUCUGACGGUCAGCUGUGUAACUUUAAUAAUUGGAGGCCUGAUAACAAUGUGCUCCGCUCUCAUGAACAAUUUGGCUGGCCAGCUCAUUUUUACCAUCAUAUUCGGACUUUGUGUAGCUAGCUUCACGACAUUGCGUACUGUGGUGAUAACAAACAUGCUUGGAUUGGAAAAUCUAACUAAUGCCUUCGGGAUCACAAUAAUGUUCUAUGGAGUAGCCAGUUUCGUGGGAAUACCUCUGGCUGGGUUCAUGGAGAAUAUUUCGGGAAGCUACAGCUAUUCUUUCCUCUUCGCUGGGUGCGCUAUCUUGAUCAGUGGAAUCAUCCUCAUUCCUGUAGGACAUAUAUCGAAUAAGGAGAAGGACAAAAAGAAACCAAGAGUGCAGUUUCGAGUGUGAAAUGUUCAGUCCAAUGAAGCUAUGUGGAAUAAAAGCGAUGUUUCAUAUG
Leptinotarsa decemlineata (Colorado potato beetle) is the source of this 2103-nucleotide messenger RNA. RefSeq names its product monocarboxylate transporter 3. Gene Ontology annotation, molecular function: monocarboxylic acid transmembrane transporter activity. The record is from RefSeq and is a predicted model, not a curated record. Gene Ontology annotation, biological process: monocarboxylic acid transport; transmembrane transport. NCBI's taxonomy places the organism in Eukaryota, Metazoa, Arthropoda, Insecta, Coleoptera, Chrysomelidae.